Molecule: messenger RNA, 1881 nt
Organism: Racocetra fulgida
Lineage: Eukaryota; Fungi; Glomeromycota; Glomeromycetes; Diversisporales; Gigasporaceae
Source: the annotation of a GenBank genome assembly
AUGCGACCAGUUGAUACCUCUUCGGUGGAUGAUAUGGGAAUUAAUGCAAAAAUUGAUACAAAGAAGGAAAAGGCCUGGCGUUGGUUAAAAAUGGCUUGUGGUGAAAAUCCAAAGGCUCAACAUGGUCCUCGUAAGGAGGCUCCUACAACUCGGCUCGGAGAAGCAUGGCUAUUCCGUAAAUUCUUUUCUGAGGCACAAGCAUUGAAACAGAAGCAAGAUGAUUGGUGUAACGCUGCAACAAAAUUAAGUAACAAUGAACAAUUGAACUCAUAUUUCCCGGAGGACCUUCAACUCGAAAAAACAAUGAUUCGGCAUUCCUUGGAAUUUAAUUUUACUAUUGAAGCCAUACAUCAUGCAUCAAGUGCUUAUAUGAUUACUGAUAUUAUUAAAAAACGAGCAAAAAAUAAUAUUACUGUCGUAUUAUUUCCUGACCUUUGGGGGCAUAAAAAAGAAUUAUUUCAAGCUAGUACAAAAGCUCCUAAAAUUUUUGCAAAUGCACAAAUUCCUGUAGCAUUUAAGUCCGAUCAUCCUAUAACAAAUGCGCAACAUUUGGCAUAUCAAGCUUCUAAAGCUUAUCAUUAUGGCCUUGAUGAACAUCAUUCUCUUGCGGCCAUCACAUCAGUGCCUGCAAAAGCACUUGGUCUGGAUCAUCGAAUUGGUCAAAUUUCUUUAGGAUAUGAUGCUGAUGUUGUGGUUUGGGAUUCUCAUCCUCUUUCAUUGGGUGCAACUCCAUUAGAAGUAUAUAUUGAUGGAAUUCCUCAAUUCAACACUUCUUUAAGUGUGCUGAGCAAUGAAACAUCAAAACAAACUCUAUUAUGUAAUACAAAUGUGUCUGUGCCAAAAUCUGAUCUUGCCGGAAAGCCUGUUAAAUCACGAACAACUUCCUCAAUCAUACUAAAAAAUAUUGACAGAAUUUAUGUUAACAAAAAUCACACACUUUCAUCAAUAGAAGGGAUAAUUAAUAUCAUAGUUAAGGAUGGCAUUAUUGAAUGUAUUGGUACUAAUUGCAUAAUUCCAAGUAAUAUUUCAUCAUAUGAAAUAAUAGAUUUAAAAGGACUAGCGGAGAUCGAAUUAGAAUCAUCUGCAAGCGAUGGGCAAGUUGUUCCAAUAAGCAACCCACAUGAUGUUGAGGAUAUUAUCUAUGCAAUAGAUGGAUUAAAACUAGGUGGAAAACAUUUAGAGGCUGCACAUAAAGCUGGAGUGCUCACAGCUGUAACUGCACCUCUUUCUUCUAAAGGCGUGUUUAUGGGAGUUUCUAUGGCAUUUAAAACUGGAGCUAGUUAUAAUAUUCCUUUAAUUGUAUAUGUCAACAGUAAAGACGAAAUUGCUUCUUUAAUUAGAUUGAAAAUUCAAAUUAAAAAUUAUGGGGGAAAUUUAAAGCUUGUUAUUUCAGGUGGUGCUGAAGCUCAUAUGCUCGCGAUCGAAUUGGCCAAGAAUGAAAUACCUGUAAUACUUAACCCAUCAAGACCUACCCCAAAGUUAUGGACAGCUCAACAUGUAUUAACAGGAGCUCCUAUUACAAAUAAGACGGGAAUAGAUAUACUUUAUGCAAAUAAUGUUAAGAUAGGAAUAGGUGUGGAUUUAUUUUCAUUAGGUUUUAAUUCAUAUUUAUUAGGAUUUGGCUUAGAAAGAAAUUUAGUUUGGGAUGCUGGUUGGGUAUUACAAAAUUCCAAAGGAUUGAUUUCACAAGAAGAUGCUGUUGGAUUUAUUACAUGGAACUUGGAAAAAAUUCUUGGUUUAAAUUUGAAAAAUGGGUUACUUAAAGGUAAUAGUGCAAAUUUUGUGGCAUAUAAUGGAAAUCCUUUCGAUAUAAAUACUAGAGUAAAGAUUGUUGCUGGCGGUGGUAGGAGGGAUAUUCUCAUUGAUCCAGAACAAGAUUAA